Cinclus cinclus is the source of this 1578-nucleotide messenger RNA. RefSeq names its product stimulator of interferon response cGAMP interactor 1 (gene STING1). The record is from RefSeq and is a predicted model, not a curated record. The transcript is spliced from 7 exons. Gene Ontology annotation, cellular component: autophagosome; endoplasmic reticulum membrane. Gene Ontology annotation, molecular function: cyclic-di-GMP binding; 2',3'-cyclic GMP-AMP binding. Gene Ontology annotation, biological process: activation of innate immune response; innate immune response; positive regulation of type I interferon production. Bases 159 to 1307 code for a protein of 382 amino acids. NCBI's taxonomy places the organism in Eukaryota, Metazoa, Chordata, Aves, Passeriformes, Cinclidae.
CUCCGGGUGUGUAUCUGCAGCGGCCUCUAGAAGCCCAGACAGGAGAAACCACAGCGCAGGAAACCCGGGGCUGGCAGCUGGGAACUGCUCUGCGCUGCUGAGGACAAGCUGCUGCUGUGGGCGCUGGGGACAAGCUGCUGCCGCCCCUCUCUCCGCCGAUGUCCCGGGAGCCGUGGCCGAGGCAGCGCUGCUCCCCGCGGAUCCCGCAGGCCCGCGGGGGGCGAGCGCAGCGCGCCGUGUACCUGCUGCUGGCGCUCUGUGCCGCGGCUCUGCUGCUCGCCGGGCAGCCCCUGGUGCCCACCGCCCGCAGCCUCACCUUCCACUUCGCCACCCUGCAGAUAGGGGCGCUGCUCAAGGGCACCUGCUACCUGGCCGAGGAGAUCUUCCACCUCCACUCCAGGCACCACGGCAGCUUCUGGAGGGCCCUGAGCACCUGCUUCCCCCCAGGCUGGCAUGGGCCCAUGCUGCUCAUCAGUGGCUCAGCCUAUGUGGCUCUCUACAGUGAUGGACAGCCACUUGGCCUCCACUUCAUCCUGGCCAGUCUGUGCCAGCUCCUCAUGCUUGCCCUGGGGCUUCAGAAGCCCUCAGCAGUGGAGAUGUCUGAGAUGUCCGAGAGGUCCAAGCAGAAUGUCGCUCAUGGGCUUGCCUGGUCCUAUUAUGUUGGGUACCUAAAAAUAGUGCUGCCACGGGUGAAAGAGUCCAUGGAGGAAUUCAGCAGAGGCAAUCCCAACCUGCUGGCAUGCAGGAAGACUUGGAAGCUCCACAUCUUGGUCCCUCUGAGCUGUGAUGUCUGUGAUGACCUGGAGAAAGCUGACAGCAAUAUCCAGUAUGUGACAGACCUCACUGAAACCACCCUGGCCAGAGCUGGCACCAAAAAGAGGGUCUACAAACACAGCCUCUAUGCAAUCAUGGAUGAAGAAAAUCAGCUCUGGCACUGUGCUGUGGAAUAUGCCACCCCGCUGCAGUCCAUCUAUGCCAUGUCCCAGGAUGAGUGUGCUGCCUUCAGCCGGGAGGAGCGCCUGGAGCAGGCCAAGCUUUUCUACAGGACCUUGGAGGAGAUCCUGAAAGACUCCAAGGAGUGUGCAGAUACCUACCGGCUCAUUGCCUAUGAGGAGCCAGAAACAGCAGAGUCGCACUUUUUAUCCAGAGAGAUCGUGUGGCACCUGAGACAGGAGCAUCAUGAGGAGAUCGCCGUGCUCGAGGGGAGCCACCCGCACACCCCAUCCACAGCCCUGGACUCAGCAGAGCUCAACCUCCAGAUCAGUGUGUCAGACCUGCCACAGCCCCUGCGCACUGAUGGCUUCUAACACACAGCCCCUCACUGCCCCUUGGGGCUCAGUUCACCUUUCCCCAACCCCCUUCCUCUUGGAGCAUGUGCUAUCCAUGCCUGUGACCCCCAGCUCCCACCCAAACCUCCUGUGCACCACGGUUACUGGAGCAGCUGACUCAGCCCACAGCCCUGUGACAUGCUUCCCAUUUUCUUUGUUAUAUACAGCUCAUAUGUUCUUCUGUGGGUGUAUUGUUUUUUUUAUCUGCUUUGAUUUGUGUCAUAUAAAGCAUUUUCCUCUCUGGGACAAA